Molecule: messenger RNA, 384 nt
Organism: Micromonas pusilla CCMP1545
Lineage: Eukaryota; Viridiplantae; Chlorophyta; Mamiellophyceae; Mamiellales; Mamiellaceae
Exons: 1
Biological process (GO): protein localization to ciliary inversin compartment
Cellular component (GO): ciliary inversin compartment
Molecular function (GO): protein binding
Source: RefSeq, a predicted model, not a curated record
GCGCUCCUCCUCGCGUCGCUCGGGGACGACGCCAAGACGAUCCGCGAGCUCCUCGCGCGGGGGGCGUGGAUCGAAUGCAGGACCGAAUCCGGCGCGACGCCGGUGAUCUGCGCCGCGAGCAAAGGCGCGGGGAUGGCGCUCGAGGCGCUCCUCGACGCGGGCGCGGAUAUCACCGCGGUGGACAAGGUGGGCGCGAACGUCGUCCACCUCGCCGCGCACAACGGCCGCGUGGCUACGAUCCAAAACGUCUUCGCGCACGAAAAGGUGACGUCGUCGGACGGCGCGAAGGAGGCGCUUCUGCGCUGGCCGACGAACGGCGGGGAGACGCCGAUCAUGGCGGCCGCGAAAGCAGGGCACGACGACGUCGUCCGCGUCCUGAUCGAG